Arabis nemorensis is the source of this 255-nucleotide messenger RNA. Lineage: Eukaryota; Viridiplantae; Streptophyta; Magnoliopsida; Brassicales; Brassicaceae. The record is from the annotation of a GenBank genome assembly.
AUGGCUUCUAAGGCGUUAUUGUUAAUUGUUAUGCUCACACUUCUACUGGUAAUUGGAAUAGAAGGGAGGAUAGUUCGGGUUAAUUCGAAGAUUACUAAAGAUGGUGGAAGCAACGAUCUUUUGCAACGUUUAGGAUACAAUGUUUCUGAACUAAAGCGUAUUGGAAAGCUUUCAUUGGAAAACGAAGUAGAUAGGUUUUCUCCAGGAGGGCCUGACCCUCAACAUCACUCUUAUCCUUUAUCUUCAAAGCCUUAA